GACAUCAUUUAAGUUGCCCUCUUAUUUUCACUGGCAUCCAUGGGAUAUAUAUGACAAGGCUAACCAUUGGACACGAAAUUUAAUAGACUCAUGGGACAGAAAAACGCCAGACAGUCCAAUUGCAUCCCUUCUACAAACAAUGAUUUUUUACGACCGACAAGGAAAGCCACAUAAGCCUUCUGGAAUAAACCUAGCUGCCAGGAGAUCAUUUGAAUGUUCAGUAAAGAGGCCGCAUUUACCGGUAUAUCCCGAGAAUCGGUCGACUAGAAGGAAAAAAAGGAACUAUGCCAAAGGCGCAACUUUAUGGGAAAAUCGUAAAGUUCCAUACAAACUUGACGAAUCAUUCAGCCAGGAAAUGAAGGAUAAAAUUUUAUGGGCUUUCAAGAUUUUCAAAGAACUCACCUGUGUUCAGUUUGAAAAAUAUGAAAGUGAAAACGAGCCGUACAUUCACUUAACUCACAGGUAAUAAUUUACACCCAGUAAGCAUUCAUGUAAAAUACUUAUAUGUUAUUGUUUUAAAACUUCAAGUAUACACAGUGCAGUUCAGGUGCACAAUGGAAAUAUCGACAAUAAUUUGUAAUUAAAAAAUGUAUACAUAAACUGGAUGACGAUUACUUUAAUAAGUACAUUAUUUAUAUCGAAUGAUUGUAAUUACGGUUAAUAACUUCAUGUUGACGACGAUCAGAUUUUA
Molecule: messenger RNA, 691 nt
Organism: Saccostrea cuccullata (small rock oyster)
Lineage: Eukaryota; Metazoa; Mollusca; Bivalvia; Ostreida; Ostreidae
Exons: 6
Coding region: 140-466 (108 amino acids)
Biological process (GO): proteolysis
Molecular function (GO): metalloendopeptidase activity
Source: RefSeq, a predicted model, not a curated record